CGCCCCGCCCCAAGAUGGCGCCCGGAAGCGGCCCUGAGGCAGCUUCCGCUGGCGACUGUCCGCCAUGGCGGCGACGCGGCUGGAGCUGAACCUGAUGCGGCUUCUGAGCCGGUGCGAGGCGCUGGCGGCGGAGCGGCGGGACCCCGAGGAGUGGCGGCUGGAGAAGUAUGUAGCCGCUCUUGAAGAUAUGCUCCGAGAGCUCAAGAAGCAAUCCAGUAAGCCAGCCCCAGAACUGCUGAAUGAAUACUCUCGCAAAGUGGACUUCUUAAAGGGACUUUUAGAAGCUGAAAAAUUGUCUUCAUCAACUGAAAAGGCUCUGGCAAAUCAGUUCUUGGCUCCUGGACGUACCCCUACAACAACCAAAGAGAGAACCCCAGCUACUAAAACAGUUCAUCUGCAGACAAAGGCUCGUUGCACAGGCAAGAUGAGGAGUGAGCUGCUUGGUACAGACCCUUUGGCUAUCGAUGAUUCUGAAGAGUUGAACAUAAGGAAGCGGAAAGGCUUUGCACCUGAUGAGAAGCAGUCAGCCGUCGAGCUGGAUGCUGUGUUACAGCACCAUCAGGAUAUGCAGGAGAAGUUAGCUGAAGAAAUGCUGAGUUUGGCUCGCAGUCUCAAAAACAACACUCUGGCUGCGCAGAAUGUGAUAAAACAAGAUAACCAGACACUAUCGCAUUCUCUCAGGAUGGCAGACCAGAACUUUGAGAAGCUCAAGGAUGAAUCUGACCGCCUUGAACAGCAUGCAAAGAAAUCAGUCAACUGGCUGUUAUGGAUAAUGUUAAUUGUAGUGUGUUUUAUAUUCAUCAGCAUGAUUCUCUUUAUCAGGAUUUUCCCCAAAUUAAAAUGAUUUUUUUUAAAUUUUAUUUAAAACUGCCUGAAGUGCAGUUGGAAAGCUCAGCUGGUAUAAUAACUGUCAGCAAUCCAUUUCUUUGCCACCUAUCAUGUCCUUAAAGAGGCGGCUCCAAGACUUUACCUUUGCAUCUCUUUCUUGUGCAGUCACUGGAUUCAGUGAAGGGUUUCACGUAGGCUUUCUAGACUGGCAUACUUGGUUACUUUUUUUACCUAGUGAACAUUGUUGCCUGUUGAGGGGAGAACUGGGAUAAAAAUAGCAAUUUACGGAGCUGCUAACAAGUUCUUUAGUGGAUAGAUACAAGUCCUCUGUGGCAAAUGCUAUGACUCCUAAAAGGUGUUUAUUCAAUACAAAUAUAAGUAACAGUUGAAGUCUUAGAAUUUUUCCUGUCUUUACAGCUUUACUGUACUGAACCAGGACCUUGCUGCCAACAGGAUAUUUAAUUACAAAGCUAUGUUCAUACACAGGUGUAGGGUGUAGGAAGAGAAUGCUGCCAUUGAGUUGCCUGGCUCAAAUUCAGAGUAUCAACAGGUAAAACUAUUCUCGGGCUCAGCUUUUUCCCAGAUAGGUAUUUGGGACUGUGGACUUCGCAGUCUUCUUCAGUUUAGACUUACUAUAGAAGGGCUGCAGUUGCUUGCUGUUGCAAUGUUUGCUUCCCUUUUUGUAUGCACAAAUGUUCUCACUCAUUGUCUGUUAUGUUGAUGCUGUUGCAUCAAGAAAACACUGUGACCCUGGCAGCACGGAACUGUACACACAGUGCCCUCUGUACGGUAUAGACCUCACCUGUACAAACACUUUUUCACUGUAAGAUGAGGGCAAAGGGAGCCGGUGUCUUCAAGACAGAAAUAAUACAAUAAAAAAAAAUCAGCCUAUACCUUUUGAGAAAAGUUAUUCUGAUCAAGAAUGUUUGUGUCAAACUUGUAUUCUUAAAAGGUCACUACAAUAAAGCAGAGAUGAAAUGAACUGGGAUGAAUAUUUUUAAAGCACUGCUACUGCUAGGAAAAAAAUAGAGCCUUCAGUAAAGCAAGGUUUGUUGUGACAGUGUAAGAGCCAUUUUUAAGUGCUCAUGAUAAGCUAGAAGCAGACCAUUCCGCAUCUGUGCUGUUGUUUUUGGAGUCUUUGGAAAGGGUUGGUGUUCAGGUGUGUAGUUUCACAUUGAUGAAGUGAGGAGCAGCAGAUGACUCCCAUGUUCUUUUGCCAUUUCUAUUCCUGUUUUGAAACACUAGAUGGGGUGUUUCAGGCCUGUCUGGUGGGUGAUCACUGGAGCCCAGCAUGAGAGGAAGGUGGGGGGAAGAGCUGUUUGUCACAACAAUUGAGUUCUUACGAAAAUCUGACCACUUCUUUGAACGCAUCCCAAAGUAUCAGGCUCCGUUUCAGAAUUGUUCUUUGUUCUUUAAAAUAGCUGUGUUAAUGAAGGCAGUUAACAUUUCUUACAUAAAGUAUUUUUGUUCAUUUAACAGGAUGUUUGCAAUUUAGUAUGCCAUUCACUUACAGAUUAUCAAAUAAGUGAUUAUACUAUGAAGUACAGCUUUUUCUUUUCAUCUAUGUGGUAGCGCUCAUUCUGUUCGUGCAAACUUGUUACUUACCUUGAACUUCACAGAAAUUUAUAGUUGUAGCAAUUCAUUUAUGGACAUUUCAACUUUUCCCAGAUGUUUUUCUUCAACUGUAAUGUUUGAUGUUUUACUGCGCUUCACUAGUGAAUGCUGUGUCACCAAAUUAUUUUUUAAUUCUAAUUGUUUACUACUUUCCCUGCAGGCAUUUGUGCUGAGCUCUCAGAGCAGAGGUUGAAUGUAGUGCUGGAAUGUUUUUUGUGUGUGAGAUACUGGAAUGAUAAAACAUUAAUGCUUCAUCGUA
Molecule: messenger RNA, 2701 nt
Organism: Tyto alba (common barn owl)
Lineage: Eukaryota; Metazoa; Chordata; Aves; Strigiformes; Tytonidae
Gene: USE1
Product: unconventional SNARE in the ER 1
Exons: 8
Coding region: 65-844 (259 amino acids)
Biological process (GO): retrograde vesicle-mediated transport, Golgi to endoplasmic reticulum
Cellular component (GO): SNARE complex; endoplasmic reticulum
Molecular function (GO): SNAP receptor activity
Source: RefSeq, a predicted model, not a curated record